Temnothorax curvispinosus is the source of this 3911-nucleotide messenger RNA. RefSeq names its product ubiquitin-conjugating enzyme E2 R2. The transcript is spliced from 5 exons. The record is from RefSeq and is a predicted model, not a curated record. Gene Ontology annotation, molecular function: ubiquitin conjugating enzyme activity. NCBI's taxonomy places the organism in Eukaryota, Metazoa, Arthropoda, Insecta, Hymenoptera, Formicidae. The coding region runs from base 1129 to 1845 and encodes 238 amino acids. Gene Ontology annotation, biological process: ubiquitin-dependent protein catabolic process; protein polyubiquitination.
GUGACCGCGUGCAACGCAACGAAAACGCGCCGACCGUAAAGUCGUCGCUCAACCAAUUCCGCCAUUUUAAGUUAGUUUCUUUUCCCCGCGUCUUCGAUUAAAAUAAAAUUAAACGCAAUCCGCUAGUUUCCUUAACAAACAAGUCGCCGUCCAGUCACAUGGAAUUCCGAGAAGGGAUGAGUAUAACGGAGCUAAUCGAGGCUAACUUCACGCUGUUUCGCGUCUCGGUUGGACACUCGUCUUUGACAGAAAAGUGUAGGACUUUUAUUAUUUUCUAUCUUUCCGACCCAUAAAUCCAAUCUUAUGAUUUCAAUCUCUUAAUUUAAUUUCUGGCUCGUCCAGUCGGCAAUAAAAUAAACUGCUGCUCCGAGCGGAGCGGUCUGCGCGCUUCGCUCUCCGAGAAAUCUGAAAUCACGGCAAUCACGCACCUCCGAAGGUGGUUUUUAAAUCGAGGGACUCCGGAAUCGCGAGAGACUCGCGAGAGUCGCGAGAGAAGCCGAAGCGAGCGCGAGUGCGAGUUGCGCGCGUGCGCGGCGACGGUCAGAUCGCUGACGCAAGGGAGUACGUCAGCUGUUUUGUUAGACUCUCGUGGCGGAUAGACGUGCGUGUAUGUCCGUCGUGUCAUUCAUCGUCGUCAUCGCCGUCGCGCCCGUCGUCGCUGUCGGGAAUGGUGCGUUGAUCGGUGGGCAUUGUUGACUUGACUUGGAGGGGCAUCUCUCUCUCGCGCGUAACUUUCCUCGUCGUCGUCGCCCGUCGGUCGGUCGCACGGCAACGGGUUCUCUCUCGCGCACACCUUUGUUCGCCGUGUACGCGCGUGUGAGAAGGUGUACUGCGUGCGCGUUUCCGGGCGAUUCUGCGUGCGGACGCGCUCUCGCGCGUGUGUGUGUCAUCAUCAUCGUCGUCGUUGUCGUCGUCGUCGUCGUCGUCGUCGUCGUCGUCGUCGUCAGGCUCUCGUCAACCCGGAUUGAUCAUCCCGCGGGAAUCCCUCGGCUCCGCCGCGUGGGACACGUCCAGCCCGGACCGUCCAGUCCGCGACUCCUCGACGCGACAGGGUCGGGACGUUCUCGCCUGCUCGCAGUGGUAGACACAUUAUUGUGAUAUACAUAGAGAGAAGCGCAGAGUGGAGACAUGGCGCAGCCGACGAGCAGCGCGCUCCGGGCGCUCGCCCUAGAAUACAAGAGCCUGCAGGAGGAGCCCGUCGAGGGCUUCCGCGUCAAGCUGGUCAACGAGGACAACAUGUUCGAGUGGGAAGUCGCGAUCUUCGGCCCGCCCGACACUCUCUACCAGGGCGGAUAUUUCAAGGCACACAUGAAGUUCCCGCCGGAUUACCCAUACAGUCCACCGAGCAUUCGUUUCAUGACAAAAGUUUGGCACCCGAAUGUAUAUGAGAACGGUGAUCUGUGCAUAUCAAUCCUGCAUCCACCCGUAGACGAUCCACAGAGCGGCGAGUUGCCCUGUGAGAGGUGGAAUCCGACGCAAAAUGUCAGGACUAUCCUGCUAUCGGUGAUCUCGUUGUUGAACGAGCCCAACACGUAUAGUCCAGCCAAUGUUGACGCAUCCGUGAUGUAUAGACGCUGGCGCGAUUCCAAAGGAAGAGACAAAGAAUAUGAAAAUAUCAUAAGGAAACAAGCUCAAGCUGCCAAGAUGGAAGCCGAAAAGGAAGGUAUUGUCGUGCCUGUAACUCUGGAGGAUUAUUGCAUAAAGACUCGAGCGAGGCCGGCCGAACAGCAACUAGAUAUGACGGACUUCUACGAUGACGCGUACGAGCUGGAUGACGACGAGGAUGAGCAGUUGAGCGCGACCGAUUACGAAGACGGCGACGAUAGUGGCAAUGGGGAAUCGUGAUCCAUUUCUUAAACGAUAAUAAUAAAAACCCGCGAAUCGCUAAUUAUUAUAUAUCAGUUCUGUAUAGAUUAAUAAAUUAACGAGCUUUUAAACCGGACGAUCUCUCUAUUUUUCUUGCCGCUACCGAAAUUCAAAUAAUUACUUUUUUUUGGUUGAAAAGAGAACCAAAUAAAAUAAAGAGCACCAAGAAAAAUUUAGAAUUACGUAACGUCUCUCUUAAGCCAUCGUUAAUCAUCGUUAUCAUUUAUGUUUUUUAAACGGGUUAUUUAUAGCCUGUUAUAAUUAUGACUUCCUGUUUCUUAAAAAGAAAAAAAAUAAUUUUCAUGAUUUCAAGGUUCUCUUGUGAAGUAAUAAGUCUGCUAACGGUGGUUUAUAUAUAUAUAUAUGAAGGAUAAUAUUCUUUAACUCUUGCACCGCCGCGGAGAUAUUUGUUAAACAGCAAAAAUUGGAUCAUGUAAUGAAUUAUUUUAUUUAUUAUGACGCGCGCUCGGAAAAUCUAAUUAUUCACAUCAUGUAUAUGCAGAAUGUAUUAAAUAUACAUGUUAAACUGUACAUGUUAUAUGUACUACUCAAACGUACGGUAGAUGUAUUAUACAAAUAUGUAAUACAAUACUCUAUUCAAAAAUUCAUCAUAAAAAUAUUACGUAAAAAAUUGAUACAAGCUAUAAUGGAUUGAAGAAUGAUCCAGUUUUGGCUGAGCGAGAGUUAAUAGAAAGAUUGAAAUGUUAAUAGUCGUGUGAAAUUAUGGAGAAUCCCGUGUUUACAAGCUCUUUAACUUAAGCAAUAUGCUACGGCGCGCGUGCGCGCGACAUGGAUAUAAGUACUAUGGAUAGGAGCACUUUGCUUGUUGUGUUGUGGCUGGCACUUUGAUCUUUUAAAUAGGAACGGACCAAUUGAUUUACCUUGCGAUGACAAACGUUCGAUAAAAAAUGAUCAUAAUGUAAGUACUGUAAGUACGCGAUCGAUUUUUUUUACAUUUGGGAUCUAGUUUUCACGCCUUGUUCAAAGUUGUAAAUGGGUACAUCAAUUGAUCCUAAGUAUAAUAUAUCUAUAUAUAAAAUUUGCGUUGUUUUGGAUAAUUAUUUAUGUUACGAUAACACAAAAGAUAAAAAAAAAUUUGUCAGGGGAAGAAUUCAAUCUAGUGUAAGAGAAAAUAAGCUGCCGAAGACCUGUUAAAAAUUAUCAGUAAUGAAUUUCGCAUCUCUCACACACUAGGAUCCAUGUUAUAUAUUGAAUAUCAUUAAUUAUAUUUAUAUAUGUAUGUGCAUCCAUAUAUCGAUGUAAUCAUACCGGUAUUUUCGCCGUAUUAUUUUACUGAAUUACAAAAUGAAAUUAACAACAAUAUCAUGUUUUUAUUUUCUCGCGAGUCUGAACGACAGACUCAAUCAUGGCUUUUAGGAACAAAUAACUUUUUUACUACAUCUUAAUUUUGAUUAUGAAUGAACGAUAUUAAAUGUCUCGAGAGAAGAACUUAUGAUGAAACUUAUACGCGCAUGAUGCUACAGCCAUGUUACUUUAGCUUAUAAUUUUCUGAAAGAUCUCUUCGCUAUCAUCUUUCACAAGAGGAAAUGAAGCUUUCCAGAUAAAAUUGGUUAAAUGUAAGCUUACUACUUAAGUGAAAGGUAUAUCGCGGAUACAAAACUAAUCGAUUCUGAUAGCGUAUCUGUGCUUGUAUGACUGAAAUUGUAAAUAGUACGUGAAACUCAAUUUUAAAGACACGAAAUAUAUAAGUGGUACUCUUUUUACUUAUUUCUUUAUUAGCCACUUCAUUGAAAGAACAAUAUCGGAUGUUGAAAGUGUUUAAAUGAUAAAAUAAAAGCAGGAGGACAUUUUUAAAAUCCCGAUAGCUAAGCAUAUACUCUGCGCUUCUAGUAGUGUCGUAGCUAAAGUGAAUAUUCCCUAGUUCCUUCGACGUAUUGUAAAAUCUUUUCUCAUUUCAUGUUUUUCUUAUAUAGCUACUUAAUAAUAGAAAACAUACAAAGUACUGAAAAAAACAAACAAUAAUUUAUAUAUUACAUAAUUCUUUCCUCCUCUUUUUGUACAUACCAAUAAAAAAAUUUUUCCUU